AUGUUUUCAGGAACACUGGAACAGCACAUUUGGAACGGCCCUGUGCCUCCUGUGCGAAAAAAGCAUUUAAAGAAGUUGUCAUCGCAUGGCACGGCAGAGCAUCACAACGUCUGUUAUAUUUCGACGGACACAAAGCCAAGGGAAGCCGUUCAUUACCCUGUCGAGCUCAAUCCUUUCCCCGAAAACAGCAUAGAAGACACAGCCACCAGCUCCGAAUACGACGACUCGUUGAACCCAUUCAGGGAUGACCUUGGCAGCGACGGUGAGUCGCUCGGCUCACAAACCACCGCCACUGACGACAGCCAUUUGGCAGACGGAGUGUCGUCAGGCCACCAUGAACCUUGUCGAAAUUCCUCUGCUCCUUCCACAUUGCAUUCGAAAACGACGUCACCCGGCGAUCGUCUAUUCAGCCCUCAGUCUUCCUCACCUGCCGAAGUUCACAAGUCAAAAACGGCACCCCCGUUUCCGCCGCCGGUACUUCCGAAGCCGUCUUCCUUGGGAAGCGAGAUAAAAUGCAAUCCUGAUAUGGCUAAACGUAAGAAGCGGCGCGCUCCUCCACCCCCGGUUCCUCUGAGACGAGAGAUUCCAUGCACAUUUAGCAUGAACGAAGACGAAAUCAUUUCGGCUUUAAAGUCUGUUGAUGAGGAUUACGCUGAAAUUGAACGAUAUGGUCGUCUGAUCGAACAGCGAGCAAGAUGUGAUAUGAACAAAGGUGAUACAUGGCUGGAUGAAGGCAUUGUCGAAACUUUGUACAAAUUAAUCUGCAAAAGAGUCUUCUUGUUUUCCAAGGAAAUGGAAUUAGCUUCUUGUUAUCGGGAACGUCAGCUAAACGCCGUUCAUUCAGAAGUCGAGUUUCGAUUGCGGUGUAUCGUGGAGAAGCCAGAUGAGAUAAAAACUGAUGAGGACGCGAAUAUGGAGGCAUUGUUACUGCAGAAGCUGUUGAAGGUCAUCGAUGAAAAGUCAUACUUAGACGAAACGGAUUCCCCAUUUUACAGCAACCCUGCCAGAGUCGAUCAUCUACAAAGCAUACUGGUCAAGGCCAGUGACCGAUCGAAGGAAAAUUUGGAAGAAAGGAAAAAGCGAAAAACGCAGUUCGGUCGCCACGACAAAAAGCGACUCCUGCGUCGUCUCAAAAAACUGCAGAUAAAGUUAGGACAUAAAAGUGGUAAGAAAAUCGGUCGUUCGUUCUUUGGAUUCGGAUAG
Soboliphyme baturini is the source of this 1203-nucleotide messenger RNA. The record is from the annotation of a GenBank genome assembly. Lineage: Eukaryota; Metazoa; Nematoda; Enoplea; Dioctophymatida; Soboliphymatidae.